AUGAUUCUUGAAACGAAGUCUCUCUACCUGACGCCGACCGACGACCUCGCGAUUGGGACUCUGGUGCUGUCGAUAAUCCUAUCUAUCCUCACCUUUUUUGCCGUCUCGCUACGAUGCUGGAUUCGUCUUCGGGAGGGGCUCUUCGGAGCCGACGAUUGGGCCAUGCUCGCGGGCAUGCUCACAUUCCAGGCCACUUGUAUUGUCACCGCGUACGGCUGUUUCAUUGGAGUAGGCACCCGCGAUGAGUUGAUCAACAUGGUGCAGUGGUCUGAAGGUCAUAAGUUUCUCCUCAUCUGGGAGUGUCUUUACUUCGUGGCCGCCAUGUUCGCCAAAUGCGCAAUCUCCUUAACCAUGCUACGUGUUGCGGCUAAACGAAGCCACAAGAUUGCACUCUGGACUGUCAUUGCCGUUGUGGUCAUGACGGGGUUGACGGGAGUGCUCGGCGGAAUGUUGGUCUGCCAGCCUAUAGAAAAGAACUGGGAUCACACAGCUACCCCUGAUGAGUGUGAUUACGACGCCGUGCUGGUCAUUGGGUUCGUGGUCACUGCGACAUCUAUUCUCACGGAUUUUGCCUGCGCCGGACUACCAAUCUUGGUCCUGUGGAAUAUGCAGAUGGACAGGAGGACUAAGGUCCUGACAUGGGUCAUGUUGACCCUUGGUGGCAGUGCCUCUUUGUCGACAAUCGUCCGAAUCCCUUACCUGAAGUACUGGGGUAUCGAUAAGGAUCAGCUCUAUAACAUCGCCAAUGUAAUAAUAUGGUCAAUGUUUGAAUGUGGGAUUGGAAUAAUCGCUGGCAGCAUGUCAAUGCUGCGGCGGUUUGUUCUCCGCCGGUUGCCUCGACGGAGACUCGACCAAGAGGAAAUGGCAACUCCGCAGCCACCCACACAUUCUCUAAUCACAAUCGGUGUGUUCGCUUCUGGGCAAAAAGCGAGGACCACAUCUUCUCAGUCUAACCCUGUAGAGAUGGGCACCGCCGUUGAUGUCAAUCGUGUGGACGCAUACGAAGAGCUCAGCGGCUCGUCGGCCGGGAAGCCCUCAAUCUCGGCGGAUCAAGGUGUUCGCGACGGCGUGGAAAUGACGGAUCUUGGCCACAAACGGCGCCAGGGGAGUGAUGCCACGGAUAAGAGGCCCCUAAGAGAAACGUUUUGA
This is a messenger RNA of Diaporthe batatas, 1149 nucleotides long. RefSeq lists its product as uncharacterized. The transcript has 4 exons. Lineage: Eukaryota; Fungi; Ascomycota; Sordariomycetes; Diaporthales; Diaporthaceae. The record is from RefSeq and is a predicted model, not a curated record. Bases 1 to 1149 code for a protein of 382 amino acids.